Molecule: messenger RNA, 6599 nt
Organism: Physella acuta
Lineage: Eukaryota; Metazoa; Mollusca; Gastropoda; Physidae
Product: (E3-independent) E2 ubiquitin-conjugating enzyme
Molecular function (GO): ubiquitin conjugating enzyme activity
Source: RefSeq, a predicted model, not a curated record
GAUUAGAUCUAGAAUCCUGCAAAACAAAAGAUAUUAUAACCGUUUGUAAUAGAUGUAUAAAAUAUAUGCCUAGGUUUAUGUGUUGAUGAGUUGGUUUUUUUAAGAAUAAGUUUGUUUUCAUAUUGGGUAAUUUGCCCCUGAACAAAAAUCUAGACUUAGAUACAUUUGAAAUUCUUUUAAAAAAAUAAAAAUACAACGUUCCCACAAGUCCUCCCACCCAUCCAUCCAUCGUCCAAAAUGGCUGCCUGCAGCCUUUUCGAGGAAGAUGAAGUAUACGUUGAAAAACCUGGAAAAGGAAUAAGUUUCGGCCUAGUUUUAGAAAACUCAGAGUUCCUAAGCAGCAGUGAAGAAGAUGAAGCUGAUAAAGUUGAUGACCGGCUUCAAAAAGGAACAGUUAGGGUUGCCUGGCAUCCAACAGGCAAAGAAACAGUCGUUGCUGAAGACAAGGUUCAUCUUGUUGACCGUGCUCUCAUGCCAGGUGAUGUUGUAAAAUGUCUUGUACCUGGGCAGGAUACUCAGUGUGGCUUUGUUAUGAAUAUGGAUGUUCGAUGCCACCUGCAUGUCCUGCGUACCAACAAGUAUAUCUACAAUAUAGAUUCCAAAGAUAUGCACCCACUACAGAGAUUUGAAAGUGGGCAAGAAGUACUUUUGGAUUCUUGGUUAGGUCGAAUUGAGGGGGCCAAUUAUGAACUUGUUGUUGUCUUUCCUGAUGGAGCUAGGUGCCAAUUGGACGAAGAAGACCUUUAUAAUUUUGAAGACAUAACAGAAAAAAAAUCAAGGCAUGGAGAGUUUAGUCUCUGCCUUCACUACCCUGGGCAAGAACUGAAAGGUUCCAUGGAUAGUUUUGGAGAAGCAAAAUGGCUUCAUUCUACACCCCGGUAUUGUAGCAAAGUGGCAAACAAAAAAGGCAAAGUCUCUAUGGUUUAUGUAACUGUUGAAAAGAUUGUGACCAAAAGUGUUGAAGUUCACUGGGUUUUUCGUGGCUAUGAGAAAGUGGACAAUCCAAAAGAAUCUGUCAAUCCACCUCCCAGAAUGAUAGAAAAUGAAAACAUUGAUAGGCUGCAAGUACUUGACUGGUUUAAUCACUGUAGUAUACAGAUUGGUGAUAGGAUGUUGUACAGAAUAAAAAACGAUGACUUAGUGUCAGAUGUUUUGCCUGGAAAAGCUUUUGAUCCAACAACAGCAUUAAACAAAGAAGCACCUAUUACUAUCACAAAUGAUUCUGUCCAUAAAAAUAAUGAAGAUUCUGUAGGAACUAGUAAUACUGUUGAUAGCUCAGAAAAGGAAGCAGAGGAUGCUGAAGAUGCAGACUUUGAAGAUAUUGAAGAUGAUUCUGAUGGUGAUGACAAGCAAGGUGCAUUGGGUGGUAGGAGCACUGUUGGAAGGAGGAAAAAAACACGUGGCCAUAAGGGAACUUUGCGACACAAGCCUGGGAAGCCUAUCCAAAGCCACAAGAAUACAAGAGGAAAACGUGGCCAGAAGGAACGACACAUAAAGCCUGACGAAGUGGUAGAGGUAGAAAUUGAAUUCACAACAUCGUGGGCUACUGUCAUGUGGCAGGAUGGAUCUGUGGAGAAAGAUGUACCAUCAGUCAAUUUAUUUCCUGUUCAUCAUUUGGAUGAAUUGGAGUUUUUUCCAGGGGACUUCAUUUUACCAAACAUAGAUCUUUCAGCACCUGUUGAUUAUGGUGUAGUAGUCAAAGCAGACCAUCGGGAAAGAACUUGUUGGGUUCACUGGUUUAAAGCUUAUGAUGUGGGAAAGGCAAAUGAACCCACACUAGUUGAAAGUAAUGUAGAAAUGAGUGUAUAUGACAUCAAAGACCAUCCAGAUUACAAGUUUAGACCAGGACAGAGUAUUGUACGGGUUGGAGGCUUUGAAAAUAUUCCACCGGAUGAAAUACGCACUCCUCAAACUAUUGGUCAAAUUUACGAGCUAGAUCCAAAUGGCCAUCUGGUCAUCAAGUGGGCAGAUGGAAGCAUUAGCCAGCAUUUCCCACAAGAAAUAUUUAUUGUAUCAGAUGAGGCUGAUGAUUUUACAGAAAACAGCUGGGAGUCAGGCUCUGAUUAUGAGUCAGAUGGGUCUGUGGAAACAUGGGAGACAGAGUCUGAGCAGGAGAUCAUUGGGGAAGAGGAUGGUGCUAAGGCAGAUAAAGAUGACAGUGGGUAUGAUCAAGGAGCCCUAUGUGAGCACAAACAAGAAUUGGACUCUCUUCUGGUGAGAGCUGAAACAGCACUGGCCAGACUACAGAAACACUUGAACAACUUUGAUGUUUCCAUUUCAGCACCAGAGUGUUUUCAUGACAUCAUUCGCAUUUAUCGUAGUUGCCAUGAUUUGGACAAAAUUUUACAGUCUUCCUUUUUUAACGACCCAGAGCUUCAGUUUUUAAUUUCCCAAGCCAAAGCAGAGCUGCGCCAUGACAGGGCAAAUAAAAUCUCCAAGCACUUGUCCCAGCUGUUUGAGUCCUGGAGCAAAAACUUGCCUGCAGGCCCCCUAGAGAACAUCGGCACUGUGGCGGUUGGCGGCAAGACCAUACGUGUUGGGAUGCUCAAAAAAGGGGAUGAGUUUGAAGUUUCGCUUGAACUCCCAACUUGUGACCCUGAGGCCAGUGACACUUCCUUUGACAAUGGAGUGCCUGUGGAAAGUAAUGGUGCCACUGGAGGUGGUGCUGUCACAGAAAGGGGUGACGUCGCUUGCAACAAUGAACUGACAUCAGUGUCUGCUGUUGCUGGCAUUAAUUUUGCCUGUGAAAACUUUGAGCUGAGAACAAUAAAAAAAGAGUGUAGUGAACCAGCUAUCAGCAAGUACAGUAAGAGCCAUGAGUCCAGUGGCAGGAGACCCUCUGACCCCUUCAGUGACACCAGCUCUGGUGCUAAGUGUAAAAAAAAGACUGAAGCUAACCUGGUGGGGGAAAAUUGUGUAUUAAAGGCUGCUAAACGCACUAAAUCUGAUGGUUACGAUGAUUCCGGACGAGAGGCUAAGAAAAGCAGGGACGACUCAAAAUAUGCAAAUCACGUUGCUCAAGAGCUGUGCUCUAAAAUUUGCCAGAAUCUUCAGAAGCAGAUUUGGCGCAUACAUGAAGAAGUGAACAAAAGAACUAGAAGGCUUCUCUCAUCUGGCAACUCCACUCAGAAAGAAGGUGAUAAAAAUGAGGAUGGGAACAUUGAUUUGGGAGAAAAUGUUGCUGAAGCUAGUUCAGACAAUCAUGAGAUGAAUGAAAACAGUGCCAAGGAAGUAAUAGCUGCUUCAGGUGAUCAGCACAUGCAAUCCCAGGGUGAUAGUCAAGCUGAGAAUGCUGACAUGCAUUUAUCCAACACUAGUGAAUGUACUGCUCAUGUGUCUGAGUCAGGUGAAAAUGGUGAAAUACAAGAGAGCCCACAGGAAGUUAAUAAGAAAAAUGAAGUUCCUAAUGAGGAACAAAAUGAAGAAUUGGCCCCACAGACUUCACCUGUUCUAGAUCCAGAAGCCACUUCAGAGGAUAUCACCACAUUGCAACUUUCAUGCAAAGGUUUUGAGAUGUAUGGUGAAGUAGUAUCAUUUCAUAAAUAUGUUGCUCAAGAAAGCCAGCCUGCUAACCCUAGAACUUUCAGAACUGCUGUCAGAAAAGAACUUAAACUUUUUCAGUCUUCCCUCCCAGAUGGCAUUUUCAUCAAAGGAUUUGAAAACCGUUUGGACCUGUACUCUGUGAUGAUCCUGGGACCAGAAGGUACACCCUAUGAGGAUGCUUUGUUCCUGUUUGAUUUGAUGCUGCCUAAUGAUUACCCAACCUCCCCACCACUGUGUCACUAUUAUUCAUACUGCUGUGACAGGUUGAACCCCAACUUGUAUGAAGAUGGAAAGGUGUGUGUUUCAUUGUUGGGGACUUGGUCUGGAAAAGGAACAGAGGUCUGGACAUCAAAAUCAAAUCUGUUACAAGUGCUUCUUUCUAUUCAGGGUUUAAUUCUUGUGCCUGAACCCUAUUACAAUGAGGCUGGCUAUGAGAGACAGCGAGGUACACAGGUGGGGCAUGAAAACAGUCGCAUGUACAAUGAGAUGGCCAUUUUAAAAACUGUCCAGUCCCUCAUCAAAAUGUGCAGUAAACUUCCAACUCUGUUUAGCCAUGAAAUUUUUCCGUAUCUUAAAUCUCAUGGGCCAAAGAUGAUCGCUCGACUACGAGCAUGGAUGGAGCACAAUCAGGAUAAAAAGAGUGUUGAAUGUACUGCUAAUCCAUCUCCUCCGCUCAACAAUACUAGGUCACAGCUUUCUGAAAAUGCACCUGCUACACUUGUAGAAGGGGCCUCAGAUUCCCCCCUUUGUGCUCCACUUGAAACUCAGGGAAUUGUUACUGCACCAAAUGAGGAAGCUACUUUUGAUGCAGCUCAGCCAAAGACUGAAGAAAUCAAGGACAUAGCCAACAGCCAUUCCUCCGAUCCUAGUCUAAAACAAGAUAUUUUGAAUCCUGAAUCUGCAUACACACACUCAGAAGAACAGCUGGUAGAUUCUGUACUUAGCAGACAAGAAGUGUUUGUGGACAACAUAUCUCAACAAUCACCCCAUGUGCUUUCCUGUGUCUCCCAUCAAAGUGGUAACCCUGUCAACAUCAGCCCCCAAAAUGGUGACCGGUUGCCAGACUUGAAUGCUGCUGCCCCUAAAAAACCUGGCUUUGAAUCUAUUUGUGAUUCAAUAACUAAUAGUGGACUAGCAGAUUUAGGUGCCACUCAAUGUGGGCCUCAUUGUGAGAAUGCAAAUUGUAGUUUGCCGCAAUAUCCUAUAUUUCCCAUGUCUAGAGGCUUCUGUCUCACCCUACAAAAGUAUCUCAUCCUGUAUGAAAAGGCAUUAGCAGAACUGCAGCCCCCAGCAUCUAGUUAGAACAUUCAAGAGAAAAUCUCAGAAAUCUUUGAAACAUCAUUAAAUGAAGUCUACCACUUAAUGAACAAGUACUUUUACAUCUAUAGGCUUGCACCAAUAUACGCCUAAUAUAAGCAUACAGUUUAUAUUGCUUUCCCCCAAUGUAUAUUUCUUUUAGAAAUGUACAAAACAUUUUCUUCUCACUGGUAAAUUUAAAAAUGUAUGCACAAAGCAAUACAACAUUUUAAAAUCGGUAAAUAGAAAAUGUUCAGUUGACAAUCUCAUUUCUUGUGUUUUGAGCCAAGUAAAUUAAGAAACAGUAUUUAUUUAUUUCCUCGUAUGUUCAUUUUGUUUGUUUAGUAAAACAUUUUUUGAAGUUUUUCAUGUUGCGAUAUGUGAUGUUUAUUUUUGAGUUAAAACUGGUAAUUGUAAUUUAUUCAAAAAUAAUUAUGUCAGAAAUUUCCAUAGCUGACACUCCCAAAGAUCCAGAAAAAAUUCUACUUAACUUUCUUUAAUGCUGUGUGAAUAAGUACAGACAUUAACUUUAAUAUUGCUUUUUACUUAAUGCUUAGCACUAGUUUUUUUAACUAUUUCAAAAUUCCUAGGUUAAAAGGGUAGUCUAUUUCCAAAAAUCGACUGCAAGUCUGUACCAGUUUAUUAAUAAUUGUGGCUUGAGUAAACUAUUGUUGAUAUUGAAAAUAUUCUUGGAGAAGUUACUUAACAUUUGUUACACAACUCCCUUGACUAGAUGCGAACCUUGUGUGAAAAUUGGUCUAGAAUCUAGUCAUAAUUAUUAUAUAGGUAAAUCUGGCAUCUACCUGCAGCAAUAUUUCGAAUGUUUGCUACAAAUGAAAUGCAAAAUAAUAUUUAAAUCAAUAUUUUAAGCACUGGGAUGACCCUUUGCAUUUUUUUUUGUUCAACAAAAAAGUGUCUAGGUAUGGAUGUGAGUGUUCAUAUAUAUAUUAUAGUGUGUGUGUGUGUGAGUAUACACAAUACAUAUGUUGACACUUGGCUGUUACAGAAGAGCAAAGGGUGUGGAUGCACACGUAACAAACUAUAUCUAUUGCAUCCAAAAUGUGUAUUAUGAUAUGAAGCAUAUAAAGUAAGUUAAAUAUUGAGUAUGUUUGUCUUAGAAAAUUCAGUAAUGAGAAUGUCUACAUUCCUUUAAUGUAGAGAUUAACCCUAAAAUUGUAUAAGUAGUCACCAGUUACAUAAAUAUACAUGGCCUAAACUGGCGUUCACCCACCAUGAGAGCUACCAUUGUUAAACAUUUGCAUUUAUCAUUCAAGAAGAGUUAACAACUUCAACUUUGCUUUCUUUUUUUCUUUUUCAAGGUAUGGUUUUUGAAUGAUUUAUGUUUUUAUGUAUAAUUAACUACAAUCUUAAAAUUAGUAAAAUGUAUUAUUGUUCCUUUUUUUUUCUCUAUAAGGCUGGUCCAUCCACCGAGCAAAUAAUUCAUAAUUUCAACAGACUGUAGUAGUUGUGUCUGAGGCAGAUUUGAUGAACAAUGUAUAAACGUUUUGUAAAUUUUGGUAAUGGUUGAGUCCAGUAACUAUGGUAGGGAUUUUUUUCUCAAGGUGAUCAGAAAAUUGUAUCUUGUCAAUUGUUUGAUAUUUCUUAGAAUAUGUAUGACGACUAUUGAAUGAUUAGAUUUCUUGUUCUGCUACCUCGUCAAUAUUUGACUGAGAUGUAAACUCUACAGCUUGAAUCUCUUUAGAUGUCUGUGAUAUUGUUCCGCCCUUGUUUUGGUUGCCAAUACAUACAAUUUUCCAAUU